UGUAUUUAUGAUGUUUUAGCUGGCCAAAUGAGGAACCACAGAAUUUGGAUGUGUUGUAAUGGCUCUCGGAGUUGACAUGGCCUUAUCAGACACCUCCUCGCAAAUGGAGAACACGAGCCAUGGGAGGUGGAAGACCAGGAUCCCGGAGGUCAUUCGCGGCGGUCAAACUAGACCCCUCAGUCACGGAGCAGAUGAGAGGACAAGGCCUACAAAUGUCCAGGAGGCCAAGGACUCAUACAAAGAGAGGAGUGGUAGCAAAAAGACGGUCACUAUGGCACCUGUUUCCAGGUAUAUGCCAGACAAAAGACUCUAUAUCAUGAGAAAACCACUGAUCUCCACACAAUGGCAGGUGCCCAUCCUGAAGAACUCAUCUACACAUGAAGACUUGGAGAGGAUCACUUACAAAGCAAAUUCCCCUAAAGAAAAUGAAAAAAGUCUGUCAAAACAGUCAUUUAGACGUAUCCCAGAAGAUUCUCCAUUUUAUAAAUCUACCCCACCAUUAUCCAGAGAAGACCUGGAUACCUCCAUGAGCGUAUCAGACCUCAGACUGUGGUCAUGUGAUGAGGAUCCUAUUUUUAACACUUCAGCUGCCAAACGCAGUCUGUCCAGUCCCCCCUCAGCUUCUUUGAGCCUCACAGUGCCCUCAGUGCCUAAGUGGACAUCCACUCCUAGAAGCACUUCUUAUCCGUCCAAUCAUAAGUCUCAUUACACAAGAAAGGUACAAACAAGACCGGGUGAGAUGAUGGACAGAGGAAGAGAUUCUUUUCUUAACCCAGGAUCUUACAGUAAGAACCGUCAACAUGGGUUCAAACACAUGUCACCUUAUCAGGCCAAUUAUUGGGCCUGUGCCAUCCCCAACUCUAUGCCACCCUCUCCAAACCGUAAAUCCCCCAGUUGGGAUCCUGAAAAGGAGUACCAGGAGCUCCUGGACUACACGUACCCUCUGAGACCCAACAUGACUGGUACAUUGGGUUCAUUAGAGUUGGAUCUUCUCUUGCGAACUGAUCCAUUGUUGCAAGACUCGGGCAUUGAGUUGGACCACUCUUCCACUCGGUCUUGUUUAGGCCUGUCCUAUACAAGGACUCGACAGGAACAGUGUAGCCCAGGAACAGCGCAAAGAUCAACUAAGUUUUGUGCUCUUAACAAGUCACAUUCUAAGUCCUUAGAUGGCAUCAUGUCCAGUAGCCUGUACUCUUCACUAGACCAAGCUGGCUUGUCAGUUGAGAGUCUGGAUGGUGACAGGAAGCCAGGGGGCCAUUGUCGUAAAUUAGGCAACUUCUCGACAUUCAGACCUGUUCCCACUUUUAUUAGAUCAACUCACAUCCUUCCUCGUCAUGAUUCACUGGAUGAGUUGGACAUAGAGUUUCUUCGCCUACCAGAAAGGCUACAAGAACUUCAGGUGCUUUCACAGCAGCUGAGGGACAUUAGUGACCAGAUGAGCCAACCAAUCAUCACCAGCUGGGAAUCCCUGGAGAGCGAGAUCACCUCAGUCCAAUCACCAACGGCUCAAGUGGGAAAGCAGGAAUCACUGGUAGAAGAAAGGGGCGAUGAAGCAAAAGGGGGAUCAGUUUCUGAAAUUCCUCUCACACAUGAGGAUCAUUUAGAGAAAGCAAAAGAGCCUGGUUCCACAAUCCAGAUGAUUAGCCAAGACAUGACUAGGAGGAACCUGAGGGAGGUGGAAGCUGUUAUGGAUCAACUGAGUGGACUGUCAAUGUCAGAGCUUCAGAGGACAAUACAAACAGGCCAGAACGAAAAUGAGACCAAGGAGUCACUAAUGCAGCACAUACAAGCAUUUUGCUCGAACCUAAAAAAGCUGAUUCAGUGGCUGCACAAGGUGGUAGAGAAAGUAGAAGUUCUUUCUCCUCCCAUGGUUGACUUGGAGAGCGUCAAAGCCUCCUUGGCUGAUUACAAGAGUUUUCAGGAAGACGUUCAGGCUCAUAAGCCCCUCACAGCAGAUGUUCUGCAGACCGGAGAGAUGCUUUUGCAUUGCAUGAAUUCAGCCUCUCCAUUUCUGAAAGACACAAUGGCGCUGAUAGAGAGGCAGUCUCACACACUGGAAACUCAUUCAGAGUAUCUUUUCUCCUCUAUUCUGUCAGCCAUGGACUGCCUCACUGACCCCGGAUCUGAGGAAGCAUCAGAAGCAGUUUCUGAGAAUUAUUAGGAUUCUGGGAAGGCUCACUGUCUUGACUGAGACUUCCUUUUUGGUGUUUCCACAUAAAGGAUCUGAAACGCUUCUUACUUGACUCAUUUGUCACCAUUAUCUUGUUUUACUCUUAACACGUUUACUGUAUUCAGAAGUGGUGUUAUGGGCUGUUGUCACAAGCUUGAGUUAUCUGUCACAACAUAUGUGAUGAAUUUUUAUCACUUUGUAAUUUUACACACCAGCUUUUUUUUACUCAGAAAUGUCCUGUGAUGGCUCGGCUUAGUAAUAAUGUUUGAGAGGUGCACAGACAUAGUGCCAAUUGUGAUUGUGAUCUCAGGGUUA
Carassius carassius (crucian carp) is the source of this 2485-nucleotide messenger RNA. RefSeq names its product centrosomal protein 68 (gene cep68). The record is from RefSeq and is a predicted model, not a curated record. Bases 59 to 2161 code for a protein of 700 amino acids. The transcript has 6 exons. Lineage: Eukaryota; Metazoa; Chordata; Actinopteri; Cypriniformes; Cyprinidae.